AUACCAUAUAAAUCGAACAGAUUCACGGACGAAAGAAAGCCCUUCCAUUUCCAAGAAAAUGCAAAUCCCACAACAACCACCACCACCGCCCUCCUCCUCCACAAAUGACAACACCAAAACCACACUCUUCAUCAUCCUAACCACCUCCUUUUUCUCCCUCCUCUUCAUCUUCACCCUCUCCUCUUACUCCUUCAACACCUCCUCCUUAUCCACCCAUGGCCGGCCCGACCCGUAUCUCUUCCCAAACCGCCAACCCACUUUCACAAAAAUCCCUUCUGAUCCAACCCCACCCUCCAUCGCCUACUUGAUAUCCGGGUCCAAGGGUGAUUUGGAUCGGGUCCUUAGACUUUUAUAUGCCACUUACCACCCGAAAAACCAAUACUUGCUCCACCUGGACCUCUCUGCUCCACAAACCGAUCGUGAUCAAUUAGCUCUUAGUGUCCAAUCAGUGCCUAUUUUUAAAGCUGCACAGAAUGUGAAUGUGAUCGGGAAGGCUAAUUUUGCUUACCCAAAAGGGUCUUCUACCAUUUCAGCCACACUUCAUGGCGCUGCUAUAUUGUUGAGGUUGCCAAAGAAAUGGGAUUGGUUUGUUAAUCUUGGUGCUGCUGAUUAUCCACUUGUUACUCCAGAUGAUCUUCUUCACAUUUUAUCAUAUUUGCCUAAAGAUCUCAACUUUGUCAAUCACUCGAGUUACAUUGGCUGGAGAGAGUCUAGACAAUUGAAGCCAAUAAUUGUUGAUCCGGGGCUUUACUUGUCGGAGAAAUCUGAGAUGUUUUAUGCUACUCAAAAGCGAGAUUUGCCUAAUUCUUUCAGGCUUUUUACAGGAACUUCAUUUUCCUUUGUAAGUCGUAAUUUGAUAGAGCACUGCAUCUUGGGUGUGGACAACCUUCCGAGGAUCCUAAUGAUGUAUUUAUCAAAUACACCUUCAUCCCUAAUCAAUUAUUUGCCAACAGUCAUAUGCAAUUCUCGUCAGUUCAAUAGGACUGUCAUAAACCAUAACUUGCAAUAUGUAGCCUUUGAGAAGCCUUCUAAGAAGGUGCCCCGCACACUUAAUUCUAGUGAAUUUGAUGCAAUGAUUCAGAGUGGAGCAGCCUUUGCCACUCAAUUCAAGUUAGAUGAUCCUGUACUCGAUCGCAUUGACCAAGAUGUUUUGGGACGAAAUCCUGGUGAAGUGGUGCCUGGUGGUUGGUGCUUGGGUGGUGAGCCUGGAAAUAUAACAUGCUCAGCUUGGGGUGAUGCUGAUAUUCUGAGGCCUGGCACUGGGGCAGCAAGACUUGAAAAACUAAUUGUUAGAUUGCUGUCAAAUGGUGAAUUUCACUCUCGUCAAUGUAUAGUUGAAUGACCUCAACCCUCAUUCACAUGGAAACAAAUAGAACACCAAGUAAAAGGGAGUAAUAUAGAAAAAAGAGGAGGGUGACAAAAUGAGAGACCAACCUUUGCCAUGUUAAAAUCUUGUAAAAAAAGUGUAAUUCAAUCUGAUGAUUUUUUGAGAAAUGAUUACUUUUUUUGUGGUUCUCU
Messenger RNA from Populus nigra (black poplar), 1518 nucleotides. RefSeq names its product beta-glucuronosyltransferase GlcAT14A. Gene Ontology annotation, molecular function: glucuronosyltransferase activity. The coding region runs from base 59 to 1342 and encodes 427 amino acids. NCBI's taxonomy places the organism in Eukaryota, Viridiplantae, Streptophyta, Magnoliopsida, Malpighiales, Salicaceae. The record is from RefSeq and is a predicted model, not a curated record. Gene Ontology annotation, cellular component: membrane. The transcript has 4 exons.